GGCUUGAGUAGUAGUUUUGUAUAAUUGCUAGAUCUGAAUAAUGAUUUAUAAGUAAUUUUCGGAGUCUUUGACUAUUGGUUUAUUUUGCGGUUGGGGGAGAGUGCGCCCAAAAAAAGAAAAAUGGUUACGGUACAUAUAAAGGCCAAAUUCCCAACUUUGCUACUGAAAAUUCGGUUACUUCUUCUUUAUUAAUCAAUUAACUAUUUGAAUAAGAUGUCUAACUCUUUAGAACAAUUAAAAGCUACCGGUACCACCAUUGUCACUGAUACUGGUGAGUUCGAAUCAAUUGCCAAAUACACCCCUCAAGAUGCCACCACCAACCCAUCAUUAAUUUUGGCUGCUUCUAAAAAACCAGAAUAUGCUAAAUUAAUUGAUGUUGCUGUUGAUUACGCUAAAGAUAAAGGAUCUACUAAAGAAGAAAAGGCUUCUUUAGCUUUGGAUCGUUUAUUGGUUGAAUUUGGUAAAGAAAUUUUAAACAUUGUUCCAGGUAGAGUCAGUACCGAAGUUGAUGCUUCAUUAUCUUUUGAUAAACAAGCCACUAUUGAUAAAGCUAUCAAUAUUAUUAAGAUUUAUGAAUCCAUUGGUAUUUCCAAAGAUAGAAUUUUGAUCAAAAUUGCUUCUACUUGGGAAGGUAUUCAAGCUGCCAAAGAAUUAGAAGAAAAACAUCAAAUUCACUGUAACUUGACUCUUUUAUUCUCUUUUGUUCAAGCUGUUGCUUGUGCCGAAGCUAAAGUCACCUUGAUUUCUCCAUUCGUUGGUAGAAUUUUGGAUUGGUACAAGAAUGCCACUGGUGAACAAUACACUGCUGAAACUGAUCCUGGUGUGGUUUCUGUUAAAAGUAUUUACAACUACUACAAAAAAUUCGGUUACGAUACCAUUGUCAUGGGUGCUUCUUUCAGAAACGUUGGUGAAAUUAGAGCCUUAGCUGGUUGUGAUUUCUUGACCGUUGCUCCAAAAUUAUUAGAAGAAUUAAUGAACUCUAAUGAUGCUGUUCCUCAAGUCUUGAAGAAAGAAACCGCUGUUUCUUCUGAUGCCGAAAAAGUUUCCUACAUUAACAAUGAAGCUGAAUUCAGAUUCUUAUUCAAUGAAGAUGCCAUGGCUACUGAAAAAUUAUCUCAAGGUAUCAGAUCUUUUGCCAAAGAUGCUCGUACUUUAUUGAAACAAUUAGAAGAAAAAUUCUAAGUAUAUAAUUAAUAAACCGUUAACUUGUAUUGAA
Molecule: messenger RNA, 1216 nt
Organism: Hyphopichia burtonii NRRL Y-1933
Lineage: Eukaryota; Fungi; Ascomycota; Pichiomycetes; Serinales; Debaryomycetaceae
Gene: TAL1
Product: sedoheptulose-7-phosphate:D-glyceraldehyde-3-phosphate transaldolase
Exons: 1
Coding region: 214-1182 (322 amino acids)
Biological process (GO): carbohydrate metabolic process; pentose-phosphate shunt; pentose-phosphate shunt, non-oxidative branch
Cellular component (GO): cytoplasm; intracellular anatomical structure
Molecular function (GO): transaldolase activity
Source: RefSeq, a predicted model, not a curated record